AUGCCAGGACCCCUAAGAACAAGCCAGGACCCCCGAGGACAGGCCAGAAUGGCCCCAGGACAGGUCAGGACAGCCCGAGGACAGGCCGGGAUGGCCCCGAGGACAGACCAGGGCGGCCCCGGGGACAGGCCAGGACAGACCAGAACAGUCCCGGGGACAGGCCAAGAUCAGCCAAGACAGCCCCGAGGACAGGCCAGGACCCCUGAAGACAAGCCAGGACCCCUGAGGACAGGCCAGGACGGCCCGAGGACAGGCGGGGAUGGCACGAGGACAGGCCAGAACAGGCCAGGACGGCCCUGUGAACAGGCGGGGACCGCCCUAAGGACAGGCGAGGACAGGCGGGGACGGCCCGAGGACAGGUGGGGAUGGCCCCGGGGACAGGCGGGGGUGGCCCCGAGGACAGGCCAGGACAGCCACAAGGACAGGCCAGCACAGGCCAAGACGGCCCCGAGGACAGGCCAGGAUGGCCCCGGGGACAGGCCAGGACAGACCAGGACGGCCCCGGGAACAGGCCAGGAUGGGCCAAGACGGCCCCGAGGACAGGCCAGGACGGCCCCGAGGAGAGGCCAGCACAGGCCAGGACAGCCCCGAGGACAGGCCAGGACCCCUGAGGACAAGCCAGGACCCCCGAGGACAGGCCAGGACGGCCCGGGGACAGACCAGGACGGCCCCGGGGAUAGGCCAGGAUGGGCCAAGACAGCCCCGAGGACAAGCCAGGACAGCCCCAAGGACAGGCCAGCACAGGCCAAGACGGUCCCGAGGACAGGCCAGGAUGGCCCCGAGGACAGGCCAGGACGGCCCGAGGACAGGCCAGCACAGGCCAGGACGGCCCCGGGGACAGGCCAGGAUGGCCCCGAGGACAGGCCAGGAUGGCCCCGAGGACAGGCCAGCACAGGCCAAGAUGGCCCCGAGGACAGGCCAGGAUGGCCCCGAGGACAGGCCAGGACAGCCACAAGGACAGGCCAGCACAGGCCAAGAUGGCCCCGAGGACAUGCCAGGAUGGCCCCGAGGACAGGCCAGGACGGACCAGCACAGGCCAGGACAGGCCAGGACGGCCCGGGGACAGGUGAUGACCCCCGGGAACAGGUAAGGACAGCCCCGCGCAGCGACGGUGACCAGCGGGAGGGCCAAGCCUGA
Messenger RNA from Dama dama (fallow deer), 1137 nucleotides. Its product is annotated as collagen alpha-1(I) chain-like. The transcript has a single exon. The coding region runs from base 1 to 1137 and encodes 378 amino acids. The record is from RefSeq and is a predicted model, not a curated record. Lineage: Eukaryota; Metazoa; Chordata; Mammalia; Artiodactyla; Cervidae.